This is a messenger RNA of Durio zibethinus, 2590 nucleotides long. RefSeq names its product receptor-like protein 15. Gene Ontology annotation, molecular function: protein binding. The record is from RefSeq and is a predicted model, not a curated record. Lineage: Eukaryota; Viridiplantae; Streptophyta; Magnoliopsida; Malvales; Malvaceae.
AUAAAAUACAAGGCAGCUAGGCUCACCAUGGAGAUCACCGCUUUCUAUACAUAUUUCUUACUUUUGCUUAUAUGCUUUAAUUGCCAAGGGUGCUUGGAGGAAGAGAGAGAUGCUCUUCUAAAAAUCAAAGCUUCAUUUAACAGUCCAGAUCCAGGUGCUUUCUCAAACUGGUAUGUACAAGAGUGUUGCCAGUGGGAGGGAGUUGAAUGUGAUCCAUCUACAAAUCGUAUUAGUAAGAUCUUCUUUCACUACUGGAGGGAUCGGAGCUUGCCUGAUUUGUGGUAUCCAAACGCUACUUUAUUUGCUCAGUUUAAGGACUUGCAAGAACUUGAACUGCCUGGGAAUCAGAUAGGAGGAUUCAUUUCACCUCAUGCAUUUAUAAAACUCAAGCGUCUUCGGAAAUUGAAUCUCCAUGACAAUUCCAUACAUAAUGGCUCUAAUCUCUGGUGGGGGAAAUUUCCAUCCAUUUACUCAGUAGAUCUGUCCUAUAACAAGUUUACUACUGAUGGUCUCUGCUCAAGGAAAUUUCCUUUUCUUUAUUCCUUGGAUUUGUCUGGUAACAAGUUAGAUGGUAACAUUCCAGAAUGCCUGUGUGACAACCGUUUUUUCAAAGAAUUGAUUCUGUCUGAUAACAAUCUUCAUGGCAGCAUCGGUUCAUGUUUGGGUAAUAUGGUUUCACUCAAACAUCUGGAUCUCUCUAGCAAUCAAUUCAAUGAUUCUUUUCCUUCUAUGCUAAUCAGCAACCUGACAAGUAUUGAUUCACUUAUUCUAUCAAGAAAUGAGUUCAAAGGCAUGAUUUCACUCUCCAUUUUUGCCAAUUUGUCGAGGCUGCGUUGCCUUGACAUUUCAUACAACCACUUGGAAGUUGAAACAGAGUCGCCAAGUUGGUCUCCAUCUUUCAACCUAAAUGUUCUACAUUUAAGUGGUUGUGACCUCAAGAAUAUUCCGAGCUUCCUCUCAACACAGCACCACCUUCUAUCCCUAGAUUUAUCAUACAAUUUACUCAUUGGGAACAUUUCUUGGAUGCUGUGCAAUGUUACUUCAGAAUUACGGCUACGAGGCAAUAACUUGUCUGGUUCCUUCCCCAGGACUUUUCAAAACAUAAGCUCUCAACUUACUGUUCUUGACAUCUCUGACAAUUUCUUGCAUGGGCCAUUACCCAAAGAUAUCGACCUGAAUUUUCCACGAUUGCGCUUUUUGAAUGUUUCCAUGAAUAGCUUCAAUAGCAACCUCCCCCAAUCCCUUGGUAGCCAAAUUCUGAGAGAACUGGAUUUAUCAAACAAUCAGUUCCAAGGAGAAAUUCCCUAUAGUAUGACGAGAAAUAUGACUUCUCUUGAAUAUUUGAGGUUAUCCGGAAACAAUCUGAGAGGAGAUGCACUUCCCAAAAAUUCAAGUUUACCUAAGAUAAGAUGGCUUUAUCUCAACAAAAAUUACUUCUCUGGAACAUUCCCAGAUACCCUCGGGAAGAGCAUGGACUUGGAAAUUGUUGACAUUCGGCGUAACAGCUUGUCAGGUGAGCUUUCAUUAUACUUGCCUGUGCUCCCUCAGUUAAGAGCACUACUCCUCGGAGGAAACCGUUUCGACGGGCAAAUACCACUGCAAGUUUGCCAAAUGAGGGAUUUGCAACUUUUAGACAUUUCGAGAAAUAGUCUUUCAGGUGAGAUUCCCGACUGUGUUGGCAACAUUACUUCUUGGACAGAUAGUUCUUACCGUGUUUAUCUUCUAAAUGAUCACCGGAGCUCUUUUGAUAUCAUAAUCAACGGUUUCUCCGUUACUCUUCAGGCUCUCAAUUUUGAUUUUAUGGGAAUAGAUGUAUCUUUCAAUAGACUAACUGGUAAAAUUCCCGUCCAAAUGACACGAUUGAAGAUGAUUCAUUUUCUGAACAUGUCCAACAACCUUCUCACGGGUCAAAUACGUUCACCCUUCGGAAACUUGGCAAACCUGGAAAGCCUUGAUCUUUCACAUAACAAUCUCUUCGGUGGUUUACCCCUAGAACUAACUACUCUUGAAUUUCUCGCGCUUUUUAACGUCUCUUUCAACAAUCUAUCAGGCAUGAUACCAGUAGUAGCCCAAUUUGGAACAUUUACAAGUGACAGUUAUUUAGGAAAUCCAGGCCUUUGCGGCCUUCCGGUUGGAAGGCAAUGCGCCGAGACAGCACCAGUUUAUUUAAGUGCAGAAACAUCAGUUUUUCUCUUCACAGAUACUGCUACUGGAUAUACUUUGCUGUUUUGGUGUGUCAUUUUUUUUCUUUAUUAAGAGUACGAUUGAAACUGCAUAGGCUUCAUUUUUUCCGUUGAUUCAUGGAUCUAAGAACCAUGUAAACUUAUCAGAUGAAUAAGCGAAUAUUCCAGUUUUAUUACAAGAAUUUAGGCUUCAUAUUCAGUAAAUAUACCCAUCAACAAAUACAGAGUGAUUAAUAAUUAUUAACAAGAAGUUUGACUCAGCAGAAAGGGCAAUUCGACACCUGAUCUAGUUCGGAAGUAGCUGUUCCUUAGUUUGGUUGCUCUUAUUUCAUGCUCUGCCUCGGUUUCAGGUCCAUUCGAAAUAAACAUUCCCAGCUCACCCAAUUGAAUUAUUUUUACACUUCAAA